CGUAUUCCCAGUCCGUAUUCUACGGAGGGCGCAGAAAGAAUGUCCUCUGGAGACGUUAGACUGGUUCGCAUCCUUCUCGUUGGCGAUCCACAAUGCGGGAAGACGUCCAUAAUACUGGCUCUAGUUGGGGAGGAGUUCCCUCUCUCGGUGCCUCCCCGAGCCGAGGAGAUCACAAUACCAGGCGACGUGACUCCUGAAAAAGUUCCAACACACAUCGUAGACUUCUCCUCUCAAGAGCAAGACGAGACAACCCUCUCUGAGGAGAUUGUAAAGGCCAAUGUGGUGUGUGUGAUGUAUGACGUAACAUUUGAAGGGGCAUUUGACAGGGUGGUGUCUUACUGGCUACCACUGAUCAGGAACAGUACUGCUGGUGGACUCCCCAAACCUGUCAUUCUCGCUGGGAACAAGUGUGAUCUGCCGUAUCCGGUGGAGACUCAGGCUCAGAGAGUGCAGGAACUUCUCAACAAGUUCACUGAGAUUGAAACUGGACUGGAGUCCUCAGCCAAGGACAUGCACAAUGUGUCGGAGCUGUUCUACUUUGCUCAGAAGGCUGUCCUACACCCCACUGCUCCUCUCUAUGCACCCACUAGCAAACAGCUGAAGCCAGACUGUGCUGAAGCUCUGAAGAGAGUUUUCAAGAUCUGCGAUGUUGACAACGAUGGAAUUCUAAACGACCAGGAGCUCAACGACUUCCAGAUCCGGUGUUUCGAUGCUCCUCUGCAGCCAAACGCUCUGACCGACGUGAAGAAUAUUGUGAUGAGGAACACUGAGACUGGAGUCGAGAGAGACGGAAUCACUGUGGAAGGUCUGCCUGCUUCACUCGCUGGAGACAACUGUUUUGGUUGUGUCCUGGUUCCUGGGAGAAAGAGAGAGAGGGGGGGGAUAUCACUGGGGCAGCUAUACCACUAGGGCCACAGUUAGACCUCUGAAAAGGGAGGGCCACAGCGAAAUAUCUGAAGACGGAACCUCAAAAAUAGUACUCUCGUAUAGGCCACAUGGUGUUUGCUCAAUACGUAAGGAACGCUUCUAAAUAAAGAGCACUCUAGAAGGUGGCCCUUAUUCAGAGGUUUCACUAUGUUUAAUGUACACAUCAGUUUUACAAUAGAUGAAAGAUGCACGUUUCUUUCUAUCCAGGAUUUCUGUUCCUGAACAAGCUGUUCAUCCAGCGAGGUCGUCACGAAACUACGUGGAAAGUUCUCCGCAAGUUUGGCUACUCCAAUUCUCUGACUCUCACUGACCAAUACCUUCAGCCUAUGUUUAGUUUCCAGCCAGGCAGCAGCGUGGAGCUGAGCAAAACCGGUUACCAAUUCCUGACUGACCUGUUUAACAAGCACGACAAGGAUGGCGAUCAAGCCCUUUCACCAUUGGAACAAGAGGACAUGUUUAGCGUGUGUCCUGACUUCAUGUGGGACGACCAGCUGGUUUCAGUCACCGUGGAAACAAACAACAAGGGGUGGAUUACCAUGAACGGUUUCCUCGCCUAUUGGUCACUGCAGACAAGUGUGGACUACACCUACACGGCCCAGUUCCUGGCGUGGGUUGGCUACCCUCUGACUUGGUAGAGGUCCUCUCGCCUCAGCUCUUACUGAGGUGAGGUCGGGACAGAAGGUAAAGAGUGUCUAUCACUGUCAAGUGUUGGGAGAGAGAGGAAGUGGGAAGUCAACCUUCGUCAGAGGUCUCAUCGGCAGGGAACAGAUGGUGCAGGUGGUGGGACAAGGAGAAGAAGAGAGAAGAAGAAGAAGAGAGGCUGUGACAAUCCGAUCCCUACCUGUGGCUGGGUCAACAGUCUACCUCAUUCUCCAUGAGAACGUGUACCUGCCAGACCCCGAUGACCUGGAGGAAGGAGGAGUUGCAGAGGCCGUGGCAGCUGCUCUGGGCCAGUGCGACGUGGCCUGCUUCCUCUACGACACCUCCGACUCUCUCUCCUUCUCCUCAGCUGCCUCCCUCUACAGAGCUGUUGAGGCGUCCGUGUCAGAAGUGAUUCCAUACGUGUUUGUUGCCACAAAAUCCGACAGGCCAGCAGUCAAACAAGACAGCGAGCAGCAGCCUGCCGAGUUUUGUCGCGACAAUGCCCUCCCCCACCCGUUUCCCGUCUCUUCCUCAUCGCCCGACGCUCUGCGCAGAGUCUACGAGAAGAUUGCCACCAUUGCAGCUGAUCCGUCCAGCAAUGUGAUGGUGAGGUUCUCGGUGCCGCGAUGGCUGAAGCUGGCCUCCCUGGGCCUCCUGCUCGGUGCCGGCGUGUCUGCCGCCGUCUAUUUCAUCUACCGCUCCAAACACUUGCGCAGCUUUGUCACCUCUCAUUCUAGGGUCCACUGGUAGAAAAUUAUUUUUUUCUCUUUUUGUGACGUUGUGUAAUAAUUCAUGAGGUGGAAAAUUAUUUGCUCCAACGCCAGUUCAUAAUGCGCAUGCGCAAUCUCAUCGGGUGCGCGCGCCGAUAAUUGCAAGAUGAGGCUUUUCAAAAACCACGCCCUCACACAGCUCAGUAUUCGUCUUCUUCCUUACAGAGUUCGAGAUCGAUCGACAGAGACAGAAAGAAUUAGUGUAGUGGAGGUAGAGAGACGAUGGCUAAGUUGAUGAAGACGUUUAUCGGGCAGUUGGGCGGCAUGGCGACGCGACUCGCGGGAGGAGACGACGGAGCCGAGCGGGCGGACUCGGGCACGGGGGCAGACGUGGACGAUGCCAGCUCGUGCAACAGCGUCAAGGCGCCCACGGAGCUGUCCAGCAAGCUGUCCCUGAGCAGUGGGGAAGAGGACCGCGACAGUCACGGGGGAGCCGCGGGGGAAUGCCCGGCAAAGCGAGGCUACCUCUCCAAGUGGACCAACUACCUCCACGGCUGGCAGGAGCGCUACGUUGUGGUGGCGGAGGGCAUACUCAGCUACUACAAGUCUGAGAGCGACACGCAGUUCGGUUGCAGAGGCUCUAUAAGCCUGCACCAAGUCCGGCUCCUGCUACAUGAAUUUGAUGAGCUUCGGUUCGACAUUCGUGUCCACGACUGCACCUAUUUCUUCCGCACCACCAGCAGAGAAGAGCUCAUGUACUGGACUGACACUGUGGAAGGAAACAAAAGACACCUGGCGGAAACAGGGUUUUCAAUGGGACACAUCAGACGUCAGCCUUCUAUUCUUUCGCUGUCGGCCAUAUCACAAGCAUCCACAUCCUCCUCAAAGCUGGGGUAUGAUUUCCACACCAAGCUGGCAGAGAUAGAGACCUAUAGGGACAUCCUGUGCAGGCAGGUGGACACACUGCAGGGAUACUUUGACUCCCUCGCAGCAGAGAACAAUGGAGCAGGGAAGCUAAACGAAGACCACCAAUCUACCGAGUCAUUUGAGAGACUCUCUGAGGAAGACACGGCCUCAGACGGCGACGUCUCGCGAACCUCGUCAACCCCCAACUCCCCUUCCCUGCGUCCCCAAAACCCCACCCCCAACAGCAGUCGAUCGUCCACCCUCCCUCCCCCCACAUCCUCUCACCCCUCAGCGCUCUCACCUCUCGCACACCACCACACCACUUCUUCCGUUGUCGCCCACGCACGCUCCGGGGGCCACCGUCGUACCGGUAGUGACCCCUUCUCCUUCGCCAAACCCCUCCCCACGCGGGGAACUAGCUAUCACUCCCACUUUAAAGGGCCCCUUCAUCACACGCCAAUUAACCCUGAUUUCCGUGGGGAGGCGAUCACGUUUAAAGCCACGACUGUGGGGAUUGUUGCUUCUCUCUCCCACUGCAUCGAGGCCAUGCUCAAGAGGGAGGAGUUUUGGCAGAGGAAAUACGAGAAGGAAGAGGACAAGAGGAGAAGGGCGGAAGUGGCGGCACAUGCUGCUCUCAACGGACCCCGAAUAAAGGCCUACAAGUACGCCGGUCCCGACUACGAAGAGGGACCGCACAGCACGCUGAGCGAAGAGGAGUUUUUCGACGCACUCGAGAUGGCGUUCAAGUCAGAGGAAGACAGAGAAGUGGAAGGAGGAGGAGGAGGAGGAGGAGCGUACGACAGUUCAAAGGUCACCACGGCCGAGGAUAGAGGGGAAAAGGGUUCCUCGGAGGAAAAUCAAAACACGCCGACAAAACCGGAAAGUAACAGAGACGAAGGCACUACUGAACAACAGGCUGCUGGAAGUGUGACGUCGUCUUUGUCGACGGUGGAUGGCAGUGUUGCCCAGGCUACAUGUCCCGAUGAGAUUCAACACAAGUCCAUCACUGGUGUCACUCAUAGACUAACACCCCUGAUGAGUGAGAAGAUAUCGCAGUACGCCCGCUAUCUCUUUGAGGAGGUGGACAAUAAUUGGACCGUGGUGCACGAGGAUGGAGAGAUGAAGGUGUACCGGAGAGAGAUGGAGGACGGAGGAGUGGUGGUCGACCCGCUCAAGUCUUACUACAACGCAACCGGUGUUUCUGCACGGGAAAUAGCAAACUAUUUCUUUGAGUACGACACGAGAUUGGAGUGGGAGAACACGGUGGAAUCGGCCACCAUCCUCGAGGCGCUCUCCGAGGACACCAUUGUAUUCCACCACCUCCACAAGAGGGUGUGGCCGUCCACGCAGAGAGAUACGGUGUUCUGCUCACACAUCUGCACGCUGCCCAACGCCCCACGAGAGGAGAACCAGGUCGGGCACACCUGGAUGGUGGGCAACUUCUCCAUCGACCAUCCUGCCGCUCCGCCCAGCAGUAAGCUGAUCAGAGCCACGUUCCAGUGCGGUAUGGUGUGUCAGACUGUGGCCAAUGGACCAGUCGAACAAGGGACGGAGUCAUUGCUCACCAGAAAUGGCAUAAACUGCAAAAUACUCUAUGCUACCAAUGUGAACCCAGGUGGGUGGGCCCCCCCAGCUGUUGUACGGACAAUAGGAAAGAGAGAAAUCACCAAAUUUCUCAAGAAAUUCAGCACCAUGGCUCAGAAAAAGACCUCCGUAAAUCCACUCAGUCUCUAGCGUUGAUUUGUGUAUUUGUCUAUUAUGAUAAUAUGAUCAGAUUUAUAAUUAUUAUUCAUUGUGUACCAUGUGUUGAAAAUUAUCGUGGUCGUGAAAAAGAUGUGCUGGAGAGCGCCAUUAUAGCAUGGAUCAUGGAUGUGAAUGCAAGGCAAUCAAAAGAAUAAAUGAUCAAAUCUAUGAUAUAAGACGUGGGCUAGCUGUCUGUUGAAUCUUCCCAGUCGUCCUCCCCAGGGGUUCCGCUGGCCCCGGGGGGCAGAUCCACCCGCCCCGUGUCCAGUCUGUUGAGAAACGACUCCAGGAGUCUCUUGUUGAGGUGGUCCGUCAGCGUCUUCUCCUGCUCCUGUGGCGGGGGCUCCACCGGCACCAUGUUCAGGUCCACCGGCUCCCCGUCCCCGCUGCUGUGCCCGUUCUCGCUCUCUAUCCCAGAAUCCGCGGACAUUGCUCUGAUUUUCUAAAUAGAGAACACCAAGCGCUAUGG
Messenger RNA from Geodia barretti, 5397 nucleotides. The record is from the annotation of a GenBank genome assembly. Lineage: Eukaryota; Metazoa; Porifera; Demospongiae; Tetractinellida; Geodiidae.